CGAUCUGUGCUGCCAGUCCGUCCCAUAUGCAUGCAUCCACCUCCUUUCCAGCUCGAUGCCUGCCUUGAUGCAUUUCUUUAUUUGUUUCUAUAGGCUCAAGGUUCGCUUCUCCUUAAAUUACUUUGCUGUUCUGUGAGAAAUUACUUGCUGCCUGGAAGACCUCAAGCAAUCGCUUGGUACAAGGGAUCGAGCUAGCUAAUAAAGGUGAGAAGAAUUAGUCACUUCCAUUGCUGCGAGAAGAUCGUGCUAGACGGCAAGGAUGGCCGAAAUUAUAGUGGGCAACGUGGGGACGAUCGUCAGCGUCGCGCUCAAGAUCAAGGAAGCUGUCGAGACGGUUCAGCAGAACAAGAAGGAGUGCUGUGCCAUCGCGAAGUGCGAGGACCGAGUCAGCGCUCUCUUGAAGUGGCUAGAGGAUGGGACGAAGAUACCGAUGAACACGGCGAUGUGCGACGUGCUGGAGGAUCUGGCGGAGAGCCUCGAGGAGGCCCUCGGGCUCGUCACGGAGUGCCAGCAGAGGCACAUCAUCAGCCGUUUCUUUGGGGCGGGGGACAUGGCGAAGGAGCUGCGUCGGGUGCAGGAGGAUAUAAUGCAGAAAAUCAUGCAGGCGUCCUUAGCCAUCAACAUCCACGUGACCAUUAUUAUGACGACCCACGUCCAACAUGCUGGUGCUCCUCCUACGCUGCUGACCCCGGAUCAAGUGGUUACCGAUGGUAAGGAAGGCAGGCUUCAAGAUGUUGGUGAUCCUCCUCUGCGGCUGACCCCGGAGCAAGUGGUUACCAAUGGUAAGGAAGGCUGCAGGCUCCAAGACGCUGGUGCUCAUCCUCUGCCGUGGCCCCAAGAGCAAGUUGUUACCGAUAUUGAAUGUUUCACAGAAUUCAGUUUGUCUGAGUUGAAGGCCGCUACAGACGACUUUUCAGACGAAAACAUCAUUGGACGAGGUGCCUUUGCUAUUGUCUACAAGGGUGUGUUGCGCAAUGGACAAGUGGUUGCCAUCAAGAAAUUUUCUGACAUCCAUAAGGUUGAUUGGCGCAAGUUUCAUCGUGAAUUUUGUAUUGGUGUAAAGCUUCAGCACAAAAAUGUAGUUAACGUCCUGGGAUAUUGCAUGCAUGACAAACGGAUCAGUUUGAUGCAGUAUUUUAAAGUUGAUAAAUGGCGAAACUACUUUUUGGUCCUAGGAUACGUGCCAAACGGAAGCUUGCACAAUAUUACCGAAGGGACACAACGUAUCGAUUGGUCCUCCUGCUUCCGAAUUAUUGAGGGGAUAGCAGAGGGCGUAUGCUACCUACAUGAGAAACGCCUACAUGAGAAAUGCGUUGUCCAUAUGGAUUUGAAACCACAGAACAUCGUCUUGGAUUCGGAUAUGAAUCCUGUGAUCAUAGAUUUUGGAUUAUCUGUAUGGCUGGAUCAUGAUGAUGAGAUUUAUUUCGACGACAUAAUUGGCACACCGAGAUAUAUGGCUCCGGAAUUUAUUGGAGAAGGUAAGGUGUCGACAAAAUGCGAUGUGUUUGCUUUUGGCAUCACCCUCGUUCAGACCAUUAACAGCCUGUGCGCUACAUCUAAAACAAGUAAUGGCCGUGAACCAGAGGAAUGGGUUCGGAUGGUGCAGGAAGCUGGAGGAGUGAAGGGGUUACUUGAUCCCACACUGCAGGUUGACGAGACUCAGGUAAUGGAGAUUGAAAGGUGCAUCAAGGUAGCGCUGUUGUGCAUUCAAAUGGAUCCGACAGAUAGGCCCACCAUGGCAGAUGUUGUCGAGAUGCUGAAUGGUGAGAAAGAGAUUGAUGGAUUGAUGGCGAUGAUUCCUUUCUACAACUGCGAAGCUGCUCCUGCUUCCUCUUCUUCGUCAGGUGUAUCCAUUCCUGUGGUAAGCCUAGCAGAUUUCAUGCCUAAGAAGCUUAUUAAGAGACGGAAGCAGAGGACGUGUUUCGACAAAAACGGUGGUGAAAUAGUGAAGCGCAUGGGCAUUAAGACCUUCACGGAAGUGGAGUUAGCUAAGAUGACAAAGAGCUACAGCAACCGCAUCGGGAAAGGCAACUUUGGUGAGGUCUUCAAGGGAACCACCGAUGACAACCAGCAAGUCGCGGUUAAACGCCCCAUCCUAGAAGGUACUACUAACAAGCCACGGGAAGGAGGGGAGUUUAUUGACGAGAUCAUCUUCCAGUUCCGGAUCCGCCACGACAACCUUGUCCGCCUCAUCGGGUGCUGCCUGGAGACGGAGUUCCCCAGGCUGGUCUUUGAGUUCAUACCCAACGGAAGCCUCUACGAAGUGCUCCACGGCACCGGCAAGCCGCGCACGCUCUCUCUGCUGGAGCGACUUGACAUUGCCAUCGGCUCCGCAGAAGCUCUCGCAUACAUGCACUCGCGCGAUGGCCAUCAGCACAGCCGCAUCCAUGGGGAUGUCAAGUCCGGCAACAUCCUCCUCGACGACGACCUCAUGCCUAAGGUCUCCGACUUCGGGUCGUCCAAGCUCAUGUCGAUCGGCAGUUAUGCUAGGUCCGUGCUAGCGGAUAGGAACUACAUGGACCCAAUGUACUUCAAGACGGACCGCUUCACGGAGAAGAGCGACGUUUAUAGCUUCGGGGUGGUGCUCCUGGAGCUCAUCACAAGGAAGAAGGUCAUGUACGACGGGAACAAUAGCCUCCCCUUAAACUUCGUCAAGUCCUGCAAGAGCAAGGGCAAUGGAAGGACGAUGUACGACCUAGAGAUCUUGUCUGAUGACGAUGCUCAAUAUCAAGUUUACAUGGAGUGCCUUGACAGGAUUGGUGCUCUCGCGGUCCGAUGCCUCAAGGAAGACGUGGAUGAGAGACCGACCAUGACAGAGGUGGUGGAGGAGCUUAAGCAAGCCAAGUUAAUAGUCUUCGGAGGCACGUACACAUGAAGCAAGCAAACAUGCAUGCAUUAAUUUCAGCUUAAUCUAGCUAGCUUAAUCUUCAGCUUAAUUUAUCCAGUAUCCAUUGUUAUCAUUUGUCGAGUUGAUUGUAUGAAUCAUGCACAUUGUGUGUUAUUUUAAUUAUUUUCGUGUAUCCGUACGGUGAGUAUUUCUUUAUAUAAAGCUGCUUGUAAUAUUGUGCAGCUAGCGCCAGUUAACGAACGG
Molecule: messenger RNA, 3091 nt
Organism: Phragmites australis (common reed)
Lineage: Eukaryota; Viridiplantae; Streptophyta; Magnoliopsida; Poales; Poaceae
Exons: 8
Coding region: 260-2875 (871 amino acids)
Biological process (GO): cell surface receptor signaling pathway; protein phosphorylation
Molecular function (GO): ATP binding; protein kinase activity
Source: RefSeq, a predicted model, not a curated record